This is a messenger RNA of Fomitiporia mediterranea MF3/22, 1494 nucleotides long. Its product is annotated as P-loop containing nucleoside triphosphate hydrolase protein. Gene Ontology annotation, molecular function: ATP hydrolysis activity; ATP binding. Gene Ontology annotation, cellular component: cytoplasm. The transcript is spliced from 6 exons. NCBI's taxonomy places the organism in Eukaryota, Fungi, Basidiomycota, Agaricomycetes, Hymenochaetales, Hymenochaetaceae. Bases 1 to 1287 code for a protein of 428 amino acids. Gene Ontology annotation, biological process: cellular response to heat. The record is from RefSeq and is a predicted model, not a curated record.
AUGCCUUCUACACUUGCCCCUUGCCAUGCCAUUGCAACCCCUCGUCCAACGCUCAUGUUCGCGAUAGCUAGCGACAAUCCCGCAGAGGUCGAGCGGGUCCUGGCUAGUGGCGAAGCUCGUACGAACGACACCAUAGGACCACAAUCUGCACUCGAGUUUGCAUUGACGAAUGACGCUCUGGUGAAUAAAACGGAAAUCGUCAAAACAUUAUUGGCGUUUGGUGCGGAUCCUUCAGCGCUCUCAGCUGACCUACGCAACGCAUCCGACCAACAAAUAAGCGGAAGUGAAGAAGAGAGCGACGUUUUAACCGAUCUACCUUCCGAUACUCUCAACACUCAAGGGUCAUUCAGCAAACGCAGGAAACGAGAAAGCGUUAUGAACCCUGCGAUGAAAUAUUAUUUGAACCGUGCAGCAGCAAGCCCACAAGCUGCACAAACAAGUGCUGCGUUACGACGUUCGGAUUUCCGACCGCUUGCACGCAUGCGAUUUGAUUUCGUUGGGCAGGACCGUGCACUGGAGCAUCUGUAUUGGGUCCUAGGUAUGCAUUCUCAGCAGCCGAUUGGGACGCCGCUUGUUGUUCUGUGUUGUGGGCCGUGUGGUCAUGGGAAGAGUCUUUUGGCGAGGAAAUUUGGCAGUCUGCUUGACGUUCCUACGCAUACAGUUAACAUGACUGUUUUGAAGACUUCGCAUGACCUUUGGCAGUGCCCUUCAAUGAGCCCGUACGAUCCGCCUUCGGAACGAACCUUGGCUGAGUUCUUGGAAGCGAAUGCGGGGAAGCGUUGUGUUGUUGUACUUGAUGAAAUCGACAAGAAUGAAGACGAGCGUACCCUUUGGUCUUUGCUCGCCCCCUGGGAACUAGGUCGCUGUUCUAUUGACUCAGGGCGUCGACAUAUCGACGUACGAAACGUCAUCUGGCUCGGCACCUCAAACAUCGGGCAGGAUCGCGUAUUUGAACAUCAGGCCGCUCGUAGCGAACCCGAUUCCGUUAUGUCAAAAGCUGAAUACCGCGAACUCAUGAACGCCCUCCGACCACUCGUCACCGAAAGACUCGGGACUUCAUUAAUGUCCCGCGUAACAGCCGUCCUUCCCUUCGUACCCUUCACACACUCAGAGAAACUCGCUAUCGCGUCCGAAGCUGUCCUUUCGCUAGGUGGAGAGUCCGCUUCGGAACUCGCACCUGAGGAGUUUGAGCGCCUUGCGUUGCAGUGCGUUGAUGAGUAUGUUGAGACGGACGGUGCACGCUCGUUGUAUAGGAGCGUGUCUACGCAUCUUAUGGAGGCGUUUUGAGUUCGUCUUUUUGGUUCGAUUUCUUUUUCUUGUAUAAUCUUGCACAAUCUUGCUAGAUGCUCGCUAUCCCUAUCCUUUCCUUCGCCCUUCAACUUGGUUUCAAAUUUAACGAAGCAUAUUGAAUUGAUUUCAAAUGCGGAUUUCUUCUUUCUUUCUUUGUUUUCUUGUUUUAUUUUUUGCUUAGUCGCAUGGUCCUUUCGUUCUUCA